Xyrichtys novacula (pearly razorfish) is the source of this 1987-nucleotide messenger RNA. The record is from the annotation of a GenBank genome assembly. NCBI's taxonomy places the organism in Eukaryota, Metazoa, Chordata, Actinopteri, Labriformes, Labridae.
AUGUCAUGUCGUAUCAUGUUACUUUUCUUUUAUAACAGCCAGUCAGCAUGGCAUGGAAAGUUUCCGGUGAUCCAGCACCCUUACGACAGACAGGUGAGUUAAACCAGCUGAUCAUAAAUAACUUUAGUGAAUGUACUCUUUAUUAUUCCUUUGUCCAGUUGAAAGAGUGACUAUUUACAUGUGAAAGUCCUUGCUCAUUGCCAUAAUAACAACUUCUGAGAAAUACCAGGCAACUGUGUAUUUUGCUUUGCCUUUUCAAUCUCCAUCGCAUUUACAAAACCCAUUCUCUUUAUUUUCCUGCUAAAAACUCAAUGUUUUAAUAAUAUUACUUAUGCAUCAGAUUUUUAUAGCGCUUUAUCAGAGACCUUCAAAGCGCUUUACAUUGGAUACAUCAUUCAUUCGCUCACACAGUCACACCCUGGUAGUGGUAAACUACCCUAGUAGACACAGCUGCCCUGGGGCAGACUGACAGAAACAUGGCUACCAAUUCACACCUAAAGCCGCUCCGACCACCACCACACAACACUCACAAUCAUACACCAGUGGAGGACACACACUGGGAGCAAUGUGGAUUAAGUGUCUUGCCCAAGGACACAACAGGCAGACUGGGGAUAGGGAGAAUUGAACCGCUAACCUUCCAGUUAUUGGACGACUACUCUACCGCCUGAUCUACUGCUAUUGCCAUGUUCUUCACCUCUCCAGCAUAUGUUGCCUAUAAACAGCAGUUGUUUUUAUUGAAAGACUUUUGAAACAUAGGGCCCAGUUAAUUUGGCUUUUAGGCUUGAGUAAAGGUAAAACUACAUAUAGGACUCAAAUUUCUGCCAAAAUAGGUGAAUACCACACUACAAUAUAUCACACAAAUAAUACAAUAUAGCCUAUUUACUUUUAUGAGAGUGUUGUUUUACAUCUUUGAAAGAAGUAGUAAUCAAAACGAAUCAGAAGUCAAUCAAAUAACAUUUAAUCAGCAAAGUCCCAAUAAGUCUAAGAUUUGACCAAAUCAAAGAACUUUUUGCAGUCAGGCUACAUAUAAUGAGUUUUAUUUCAAUAGUAAUCAGACUACAUAAAACCAGCGUACUUUUUCUGCAGAGAAUAAGAGUCAAGGGGGGAUAUUGCACCAUUUGGAGUUACUCAUGUAGUAAACUAACUUAUAAAACAUCAUGCAUCAAUUUCUCUGAGUUUCUCUGAAUUAAUGACAAGAAUCAAUAUUUAUGACUGGAGCAUCACAGGGGCAUGCCUAACUGUCAGACAGGAAAGAGGAAGGUUGGUGAUUAAAGAGGUUUCAGAUACUCAACAUAAAUGAAUUAAGCAUUAAUCACUCUAAACAAGAUCACCACAGAUUUUCUUCAUGAUGGAAUAACUUGCAAUAUAUGGGUCAUGACUUUUGACCCUUGCAUCUGAUUAAAGGUGUUGUUUACUUUCCAGAUAACAGUAUGUUAAUAAAUUUACAGUGCUUUGAUGAACAAAUGCUGAUGAGAUGGUUCAACCAUGUAGCAUAGCCGGCAUAAAUAUUAAGUCAAGCUUGUUUUCUCCUUCCAUAGAUUUGGAGGAGGAGGAGUACAGAGCUUCUUUUCUUCCUCGGCACAUUGAACUGCUCCACUAAUCAAAGACCUUCAGCCGAGUCCAGGACAUUAUCUUCAAGAAAGAAGGUAAUGGGCUUGGCAAUAUAAAUCAGGGCACAAGAAACUCUAUUAUUGGUAAAGUAAUGGGGACUGACGUUGUUUGUAAGCUUCAGCUGUUUGCUUAAUUGCAGAUUUACGAGCAACAUUGGCUCUCAUUUACAUAUGUAAAUUCUGAGCAGGCCAAGAGAGCCGUUCUUGGCAAUGCUUCUGUUUGCCUGCAGGAGGAAAAAAAAAUGGGGCCGUGUGGCGAGAGAAGGAAGGCGAGAGAGAUAAACAAACAGAUGGAAGCUAAACUAGAGACGGGAGAUGGAAGGAAGCGUUUAAGAAGUGAUGAGCAGAAAGUGAGGCAGAGCUCUGGGGUGAAGUGA